AUUACUGUAAAUUCCAUUUUCCCACAAUUUUCAAAGAUACGUACACAUACGCUCGAAGUUUCCAGAAGAUUUGUAAGAAUUUACCGGUGCCGGAAAUGAAAAAAUCCGACGGAAAUCCGGCGAAGUACGAUUUAGAGCAUCGGUACAAGGGAGAUGACUCAUGGUACGGUGUGCUAGUCACGGUGGACGGUGAAACGAUGACGGUGAAGUUCGAGGGAUAUUCGGAAAAAUUCGAUGUGAAAUUCCUUGCUGAUGACUUCAAAUCGAAGGAGGAAAUCGAUGAAUUCGUCAGGAAGUUUAGGAAUGUCUCGCCACAGCUACAGGAUAAUGAAUGCGGUAGUGUUAAGGAAGGGAUGAUUGUCUGUGCGGCUUGUAAUGCUUUCGGCAAAGAUGAUAUGCUCUUCUACGAUGCCGUUGUUGAAGCGAUACAUAACGAGAACCAUACAUUUCACAAUGGAGGGGAGGAGUGUGUAUGUACCUUUGUACUAUCCUGGCUUCAUGGCCCAAAAAAGGAUGACUUGGCUAAUUCUGGAAUUGAAGGCAUAUGUAUCAUAAAAGGCACAGCACAAGUUGAUCCUAGAAUAUCCUCCUUCUUGGAAUUGGCAAACCAGAAACUCAGAAAAUCUUCUUGCAAGUCAACUUCUACAUCUGAGCAAGACAAUUCAGCAUCCAAAGGAUCAUUCCGUACAAAAAGAGUCAGAUAUUUGUCUUCUGAACAAAAGUCAGAUUCGUCCUUUAAGGCAAGUUAUCAGGGGAUUAGCAGUGCCAAGAAUGCGGUUGACGUGAGAUGUACAACAGAAGCAACAGACUCAAGAAGGCAUUGGGAUCAUGAUAAAGAUCUAGGAGGACAAUGUUCAAAUUAUCAUCUCAUGCUAGUCGAGAACUUGGAGAGAACCUUGUUCCCUUCGUCAUUGAGAGAUUUCAUACAUAAGCACACUUCUGUUUGGUCACAAGCAUAUAUUUCCCCCUGCCCGUCAUAUAUGCCCUAUGCACGAGGCAUUAUCGUGGUAGAUUGUGAAGAGAAGCUUAAAGAAAUAAACCAUUUUUUGGACAAUCCAACACACCUGGUUGUGUCCUCAAAGGGAAGGCCGAUGGUUAUAAGUGAAAGAGAUAUGAGACAAUCCAUGAUUAAGACAUCACUUGGGAGCUUAAUGUACAGUUCCCAGGAUAUAUAUCAGGCAAAAAGUAUCUGCCAAGACUUGAUAAUAGUUCACUCAGGAAGUGAAGCAUACAGAAAAGCAAACCAGGCAAAAGAUUUGUUUUUGGAGUUCAUGAGUCAUCAACAGAGACUUUAUAAGAAGUUAGCUUCGGAAGAAAGGUUAUUUUUGCAGAUGCUGCAAUUACAACCGCAUUUGGAUUCGUUUCUGUUUUAAAACAACUAC
This is a messenger RNA of Solanum verrucosum, 1382 nucleotides long. RefSeq lists its product as uncharacterized. Bases 96 to 1373 code for a protein of 425 amino acids. NCBI's taxonomy places the organism in Eukaryota, Viridiplantae, Streptophyta, Magnoliopsida, Solanales, Solanaceae. Gene Ontology annotation, molecular function: chromatin binding. The record is from RefSeq and is a predicted model, not a curated record. The transcript has 6 exons.